AUGAUCGACAAAAGAUUUUCUUUUCGAGGGACCGUCAGAGUCCCUUCCGAUUGCCUCUGUACCACAGGAUUGAGCUCUGCUCAGAAUGAAGGGCUGAACGAAGAUAGUACAACUUGGUCCAAACACGGUGUCGCCGCUGAAGGUCUCAAACAAAACGGCGAUAGAAACAUCAUCUGUGUCCUUGUAUGCGAUGAGCAAUUGCAGGCGGCGUUGAGCGAAGCGAAUCUCAAGCCGGAUGCACUCUUGAAACACUCAAGUAACGGACACUUCCUGGAACUUAAAUAUUUCGAGAAAGAAUCCCUGCGCGUUCUGCAGGGUCGCGAUUUAGUACUUGCUGGGCGACAUCUACUUCCAGUGGAGAAAAGAUGGUGGAACGUUCGGUUGUAUGCUGAAGGUAUUAAGUCAAGUUUUGGCAUAUUCCAUACCCAGAUCAUUUCUUACUCCAGGGCUGAUUUCCACGAAAUAGAGCAUUAUCCGAGCCCCAAAGACAUACCUUCCGGCGAAGCUUUUAGAAUGCUUCGUAUGUGUCAAUUACAUCGCCGACCAGAUGAAGAGCAAUGGUGGUGGAGAGGUAUCAGUAACAGUAUAACGAAAGACGUGAAGCAACUGCUCAAUAAAGAAGUCAUAAUGAAGGAGGUAGACCGCUCCUUACUUGUUCCAGGUUUCUGGUUCCCCAUCAAGUUGGGCGUUUUCAGGAGACUCAAUGGGGUCAAAUGCGACGAAGAACUUGCUCACUACUUCAAACACAUAAACGAGACAUGGGAUCCGGUUCUUCGUUGCCUCGGCAAAGAUGUCUGGGUUAUAGACGAUGCCACCAUCGAGUUUCUUGAGCUCAGAGCGCCGAAGGCAUCUACUGUGGAUCGGAAUGAGAUAACAGCGGGCAUGGAAAGCGGAUUGUUAUUCCCUUACAUUGGACACCAACGGACGAGGUCUCAGCUGUUGACGUGUUUGUUAAGCAUACCAUCGCUGAUACCUACCGUGCAGACAUUCUUCAACAACCUCACCUACGUAGAACCUUGUGCAAUGGUCUUGAAAGGCAUUUUGGAUCCACGCCCGAAAUGUUCAGUCAAGAACUCCUUUGCUGCCGCUUUCAAAUGCCCCUUGGAGCUCUACGUGGAAGAGGCUGAUGGAAAGUUCAGCCUGCAUAGACCGCUGGAAGCUAGUGAAGCCUUCAACUGCUCCUAUCUGCAACUCUGGCUAUUCGCAAUGAGAAACUUCCCUGAGAUGACAAGGAUCACUGUAAAGAAGGAAGUUACGGAGCCUCGACGAUAUGCCAAUGAACCGAAUGCAUGGCUCUGGCACGAUUUUGCGGCGCUUGCCGCCAGACUUGGCUUCAGUACUAGUAGAAUCAGCGAGAUUCUAUCAACCAACCCAAGCAUGAUACACGCAAGGAGAAUGCUGCUUGAUGCUCGUCCGUCAGAUCAAUAUUGCUUUGAUGAUGGCGAGUUGGAGCGCUAUACAGGUCAAAUAUCGGAGAUGAUAAAGUCGGCGAAAAAGUUACCGGUGCCUUCUUCCGAGAGUCAGAUUCUUCGAUCUCAGUCGUGCACGGAGGCUCGCAACCGUAGAUGUGGUCAACCACAUGAGUUUUCACACGCUGCAGACAAGGCUCUCUUGUUCCUGCCAACCAUGCAGAGCUCUCUGGGAGAUAUCGGACCUGUGAACUCCUUUUUCGUUAAGAAAGACUUCGUUAUAUCAUUCUUCGGCAGGGAUUGGAACAGCACGUGGUGUCCACUUCUUCAUAAAGAUGAGAGCGUACCUCCUGUUGACUCGGCGGAUGCUUUAGAACCUAAGACAGUGCAUAAAGAGAAGGCCGGUCAGAAAAUAUGUUUGCAACACAAGCUCUUUCAUCCGGAAGACGAGAAAGGGUGCGAGGAAGAGAAAGAUCCGCUCGACUUAAACAUAUGCGGAAAACCUGUGCAAACAACAUCAAUGAUCUAA
Alternaria rosae is the source of this 1938-nucleotide messenger RNA. RefSeq lists its product as uncharacterized. Lineage: Eukaryota; Fungi; Ascomycota; Dothideomycetes; Pleosporales; Pleosporaceae. The record is from RefSeq and is a predicted model, not a curated record. The coding region runs from base 1 to 1938 and encodes 645 amino acids. The transcript has 3 exons.